AUGGCUAAUGAAGGGAACAAAAGCAGUGAUUUUUAUGCGGUUUUGGGAUUGAAUAAAGAAUGCACUGAUUCUGAGCUAAGAAAUGCUUAUAAGAAACUUGCAAUGAAAUGGCACCCAGAUCGUUGUUCAGCUUCAGGAAAUGUGAAGUUUGUGGAAGAAGCUAAGAAGAAAUUUCAGGCGAUUCAAGAGGCCUAUUCUGUUUUAUCUGACUCUAAUAAGAGGUUAAUGUACGACGUUGGAGUUUACGACAAUGAUGAUGACGAUGAAAAUGGUAUGGGUGACUUUUUGAAUGAAAUGGUUACAAUGAUGAGUCAAACUACAUCAAACGAAAAUGGAGAGGAGAGUUUUGAGGAAUUGCAGCAGUUGUUUAGUGAUAUGUUUCAAGCAGAUAUUGGAUUAGAUGGAAGCAAUUCUAUGAAUGCUUCUGGUUGCUCCACUUCAUCUACUUUCAUGAAUUAUAACGAAAGUUCUAAUUCUAAUAAACGCAAUUCCAACCAGAUGAAUUAUGGAAUGGCAGGGGAUUCGUCUAGCUUCGAUUCUAAUUAUCAGAACUUCUGUUUUGGGGUGAAGCGCCUUCAAGAAGAUGUGGAGGAGAAGGUAAAAGGGGGAAUUCAAGAAGGAGGAGGUAGCAAUAGACAAAGAACGGGUAGAAAACAAAAAAUCUCAUAUGGCCAUGAUGUUUCCUCUAAUGACAAUAAUGCAAUUUCUGCAAACUAG
This is a messenger RNA of Vicia faba (fava bean), 717 nucleotides long. Lineage: Eukaryota; Viridiplantae; Streptophyta; Magnoliopsida; Fabales; Fabaceae. The record is from the annotation of a GenBank genome assembly.